Messenger RNA from Trichosurus vulpecula (common brushtail), 3077 nucleotides. RefSeq names its product transmembrane protein 231 (gene TMEM231). The transcript has 7 exons. Lineage: Eukaryota; Metazoa; Chordata; Mammalia; Diprotodontia; Phalangeridae. The record is from RefSeq and is a predicted model, not a curated record. Gene Ontology annotation, biological process: cilium assembly; regulation of protein localization. Bases 93 to 1043 code for a protein of 316 amino acids. Gene Ontology annotation, cellular component: ciliary transition zone; ciliary membrane.
CAAAUCUGGUAGGCGUUGGUGACUCGUGCAGCGUAGGCCUCUGUCCCGGGCUCCCGAAGCCGAGGCCUGCAACUGGGAGCGCGGCGGCGGCCAUGGCCCUCUAUGAUGUAUACUCGCACCCGGCGGAGAUCAUCUACCGCUCGGGGCUGUGCUCCAAGGCCGCCUUAUUCCUGCUGCUGGUCUCCGGCCUCACCUACAUCCCGCCGCUGUUCGUGGCCUUCCGGAGUCACGGUUUUUGGUUGAAGCACAGCAGCUACGUGGAGCAGCCAACUGUCCAGUACCGACAUGAGGUGCUUUUAGUGGUUUUGCUGAGCUCCACUUCUGGAGAGUAUCUAGCCUGGAGCACAUUCCCCACUUUUAACCAGUUUCAAGGGGAUAAUCUUCGGCUGCCAGUGGUAUUGGCCAGAGAAGAGGACAGGAACCAUGAUGGGAAAAUGGAUGUGUUAUAUUUCAACUUAGAGCUUCCACUGAAGCCUACUGAGCAUGUCCUCGGGGUCCAGCUUAUUCUGACCUUUAAUUACCAGCUGACUAGGAUGUCAAGAUUUGUGAUGCAGAGCAUGGCGUUUCUGCAGUCAUUCUCCCCUAUCCCAGGUUCCCAGCUGUCUGUGAAUGGAGACCUGAAGCUGCAACAAAGACAGCCUUUGAAAAGUCAUGGGCUAGAUAACAAAUACAAUGUGUCAGUGAUCAAUGGGACGAGCAUCUUUGCAAGUGACUAUAGAUUCAAGAAAAUUGCUGCUGCAUACUAUGAAAGGAAUGUGACCACGAUCUUGGCUGAUCCCAGCCCUAUUUGGAUGGUGGGAAGGGCAGCAGAAGCACCAUUUAUACUUAAUGCUGUCAUUCGCUAUCCCGUGGAGGUCAUUUCCUAUAUGCCAGGUUUCUGGGAGACAAUCAAGUUUGCCUGGAUCCAGUACAUCAGUAUUCUGCUUGUCUUCCUUUGGAUAUUUGGAAAAAUCAAGAUGUUUGUUUUUCAGAAUCAAAUGGUGACCACAGUCCCUGUGACAUCAAUGACCCCAGUGGAAAAUUAUAAGGAGCACUUAUCUUAACAAGCAGCCCUUCUAAAAAUGAAUGGGCACAGUCACAUCUACCUCACUGUGAACUUUAGAAAAUUGUCUUUGCAUGAUCCCUUUUUGGAAGGAGACUCUGCCACCAUUUUCUAGUAGUCACAAAUAUGAGGAAGAACAGACAACAGACCACUCUGACAUCUUGGAAAGUGUUCCAUUUUUGAUGACUCAAAGAUCUUUCCUCUCUGGAUCUGGAGGCCACACAUUAUGCAUUUUCCCCUAUCCCAAACCCUUGAUUUCCGUAGGGCUAUCUUCUGAUAGGCAUGCAAAUCAUCAACACUCAUUUUUUCGUACACAUUUGCCAUUUAGAACUUUAACUAGAAGUAGAUGUCUGUAUGUAAGAGAUUUGGGGACAGGAAUGGCACCUACCUGCCCUUGGUUCAGCAAGCACCUACAUGCCUCUUAUCAGGUAGUCCAACCACCCUUUUACUCAUGUCAUCUUCUGUUCACUGUUCUAUCUCUCUCUGAAACUUGGGAUUGAAGACAGGUACUUCAUCCCUUUCUAUUCCGAAUCCAUAAGAUGUUGCUAUGGAGACUAGUAUUGUAACAACUGCUUUUCUUUCCAGCUGAUGCCUAAAAUCUUGAAUACCGAAUGACCAUCACCCAUCUACUCUGGCCUCCUGUGAGAGGAUCUGUUCUUAGUUCAAAUUAAUGCAACAUUUCUUAAGGGCCUACUCAGCACAAGGCAUUGGGUACAAAGAUAAAAUACAACACAGGCCUUGUUUUCAAUGGACAUGACCUAAUGGGAAAAGGACAAGUACACAAAUAACUAUUAUUCAAGGGAGAAUAUGAUAAGUGUAUAGGAGAAGCCCAGGCAAAACGCUGUGAGAAGUUGGAGGAGGCAGAGAGAAGGGAAGCUGCCAUGAAAAAGGCAGAUUCUGAGUUGGGCCUAAAAGGAAGAGAGUCUUGGGGGUGUGGGAAUUCAGGGGGAUCUUGAGAGCACAGACAUGGAGACAGACUAGAACAGAACGAGAAAACUGAACGGCAUGCUGGAGUAGAAGGUGGGAGUCAAAGACCUGGGUUCAAAUCUAGGCUCUGAUAAUCACUUAAUCUCUCUGUGACUCAGUUUCCUCACUGAUAGAGAAGGUUGGGCAGAUGAUCUCUAAGGUACCUUUCAGUCGUAUGAUCUUGUGAAUCUCAGUGAAGCAGAAGCUUUCACCAAAUGCAGGCAUCCUCUGAAAUGUAGAUCCCGCUUCUCAAUGAUCUUGUGAAUCUCAGUGAAGCAGAAGCUUUCACCAAAUGCAGGCAUCCUCUGAAAUGUAGAUCCCGCUUCUCAAUGAUACAAGAAAAGACAGAAGAGUCAUUGUUGUCAGCUCUGGUCACCCAUUGCCCAAUGACAGGAGAAAAAAUGAACCUCCCUUCAACAUGUUGGCAUGGAAACAGACCAGGAAGGGAGCCUGGGUUCUUGGAUUGGCUGCUGCCCAAUCAUCCUGAGGAGAACAGACAAAUGCUUUGAAGGGUAAAGGAAUUUGCUUUGUGGCAUUGACGAGAUGUUUGGAGCUAGAGAGACGUCCUCCACUUGUAACUGAUGCCCUCACUGUUACCUGAAGCUCCUGCUUCGAUGGGCCACCUCCUCAACUCUGGGCACUUUAUUGGAAAAACUAAUGGCUCUCAUUUCAGAAGCACAUCUUUUCAGGAUUCUGACCUGGCCAAGAUGGGAGUCUGGGAAAACAAAGCUGUUUUAAUUUAUUCAAGCACAGAAAUGCCUGAACAACUUUAUUAAUGUUGGAAAAUUUUUCUUUUCUUCUUUCUUUUAACAUCUAGGAAUGUAAAAAUGCCAGAAUAGAUUUUCUUCAAAUAUAAUCUAAAAAUAACUUCUGGGAUUCAAACCAAAUAAGAAAAAAAAGGUGGUAAGACAUUGGGAGAGGAAGGGGAGGGGAGGACCUGUUUAAGCCAUGUAUUAUGAACCUUACUUAAAAUUUUGUUAAAUAGAUUCAAUGUAAAAUUUGUAUGUAUAAAGAACUAUGUGAAGAUUCCUUAAUUUUGUAUCUUUAUUAUUAAAAUGUUCCAAAUAUA